UAAACACGCAACACACCUCUUCUCAUUAACAAGUCCUAUACAUACAACAAAACAUCAACUCAUCUUCUUCUCCAACAAACUCACACAUACACAUAGAAACAGAGAGACUAAUAAUCAAAAGAACGUACGAGAGAGAUGACAAAGGUUCACCCUAAAUUCCCAAACACUACAUGCGACGAGAGCUUGUGUGAUAGUAAAGCAGCCGUGGUCUUGACGGUGUGGAAGAAGUCCCUUCUCUUCAACUGCGACGGCUUCACAGUUUACAACGCCAAUGGUGAGCUUGUCUUUAGAGUCGACAACUACAUGAAUUCUCCUAGAGACAACAUCGUCCUUAUGGAUGCUUCCGGUCUCCCCCUCCUCUCCGUCCGCCGCAAGAAGUUGAGUUUUGGAGAUUGCUGGAUGGUAUACGAUGGAGAAACAGCGAGAGACCCAAUCUUGACGGCGAGAAAGAACGUUAACAUAAUAUCAAACCGGAGAAGCUUGGCGUGGGUUAGCACAAAGAAGACGGUGUUGUACGAGAUAGAAGGAUCAUACGGUCAAAGAAGCUGCAAGAUAGUGGACGAGAGGAGGAACAAGAAGAAAACAGCGGAGAUCAAGAGGAAAGAGACGAUGAUCGGAGGAGUUGCCUUUGGCAAAGAUGUGUUUAAGCUCAUAGUUGAAUCGGAGAUGGAGCCUCGUGUGGCCAUGGCAUUGACCAUCAUCCUCGACCAGAUGUUUAGAUCUUCUUGAAUUUUCUUCACCCUCUUUUUUUUUUUUUCACGGUUUAAAGAUUUUAACGUGUAUAUUAGUUUACUUUUUUUUUAUGUAAUUUUUAUGCAAAGUGUUCCUUCCUAAAUGUACACAUGGAUAGAGACAACUUUAGAAA
Molecule: messenger RNA, 865 nt
Organism: Capsella rubella
Lineage: Eukaryota; Viridiplantae; Streptophyta; Magnoliopsida; Brassicales; Brassicaceae
Product: protein LURP-one-related 8
Exons: 2
Coding region: 136-729 (197 amino acids)
Source: RefSeq, a predicted model, not a curated record